AUGCAUUUAUUGAUUAAAUAAUCUUGUAGGAGCUAUGCUUAAAGUACUUAAAUCAGUCAUUCGUACAGUAUGUGGAGAACAAACUCUAUAAGAGUUAUUAGGAGAUAGUUUUAGGCUAUUGUGAAGGAGAGUAUAUUAAUAAUUAAUAACAAUAGGUGUCUACAUAGAGAAAUAUGUUAUUAAAGAUCAAAUAUUAAGUGAUGAUUUAAGAUAAACAUUGGCAUUGACAUGA
Messenger RNA from Paramecium primaurelia, 232 nucleotides. The record is from the annotation of a GenBank genome assembly. Lineage: Eukaryota; Ciliophora; Oligohymenophorea; Peniculida; Parameciidae.